Molecule: messenger RNA, 1424 nt
Organism: Tinamus guttatus (white-throated tinamou)
Lineage: Eukaryota; Metazoa; Chordata; Aves; Tinamiformes; Tinamidae
Source: RefSeq, a predicted model, not a curated record
CUGUAGGCCGAGGAUUAGAUCUCACCUACCAGCUGCUGUCGAAAACCUGUCCCUUGAUGAUCUCUCGUAAACACUGCAUUUUCCAGCAAAAUGCAGAAGGACAGUGGACUGUUAAGGAUAACAAGAGUUUAAAUGGAGUGUGGCUCAAUAAACAGCGCCUGGAUCCCUUAAAACCCUAUCCUAUAGCUGAAGGAGACCGCAUCCAGUUAGGAGUGCCUUUGGACAACAAAGAGGCUGCUGAAUAUGAAUAUGAAGUAAUCAAAGAUGAAUGGGAGAAUAUCAAACCCUUCCUAGCCCAAAGAAGUGAUCUGGGAAAAACUAAGAGUCCAAGAACUAAACGCAAAUAUAGUGUGGAAGAGUCUGAAAUAUCUGGAUCAGAAGGCCCUUCGGAUUCUAGAUCCAAAAGAGACAGAGUGUCUUGUGACAGUGAACUUUCAGGUAAAUCAUGGGAAAGUGUAGAACAAGCCAAAAAGACAACAGAGAAGAUUGAUCUCAAGGUACCUACUCCUGGACCAAGUGAGGAGCACAGUGGUCCUGUGCGCUUUGAGAAAGCUGUACCUGUCGCUCAUAGGGACCAGAAAGGCUCUAGCCUUGCACAGUCUUGGACUGGCUUGGAAAUGCUGAGGAAAACUCUGGUAGAUAUAAUGAAGCUGAAAGUCAAAGUGCAGGAGAAGCAGCGAGCAGUUCUGAACGUGAAGCAGAAGCGCAGGAAGUGUGCUCGGAAGGAGAUCCUGGCAAUGGAGCAGGAGCUGCGGGAGCUGCAGGACCAGUUGUGCCUAGAACAAGAGCAGCAUCAGCAGCAAGUGGAAGAGCUGGAGAAGACAUUCUGUAAAGAGCAGCAGAAACUAGAGGGAGUUAAGUGGCAACAUGGGGAAGAAAACCUGAAGGAGCAACUGGCCCAGGUCCUGCAGGAGCAUCGUGCUUUGAUGGAAGAGUUGAGCCGUAGUAAAAAAGACUUCGAGGAGAUAAUUCGAGCCAAGAAUAAAGAACUGGAAGAAACCAAGGAGGAGAAGGAAAAGGUGAGAGCUCAAAAAGAGGAAGUGUUGAAUCAGAUGAAUGACGUGUUAGAGAACGAGCUACAGUGCACAAUCUGUUCUGAACACUUUAUUGAGGCAGUCACGCUGAACUGUGCGCACAGCUUCUGCUCCUACUGCAUUAAUGAGUGGACGAAACGUAAAGUGGAGUGCCCUAUCUGCAGGCAGGAGAUUAAAUCAAAGACACGCUCUCUCGUGCUAGACAACUGCAUUGACAGGAUGGUAGAAAAGCUGGACGUAGAAAUGAAAGACCGCCGCCUUGCCCUUAUCAGAGAGCGGAAAGAGAAACAGAAUGUGUUGGUGAACCUAGCCACAGACAAUGACAACGCUAUCAUUACCUCCAUCUACUCCAUCCUGUCGAUGAGCAGUUGUGAUAAUGAGGAUUCUUGA